GGUACAGUUUUGUUCCUGAGUUUAUGGUCGAUGGAUUUAUCACUGACAAAACAACAUAUCUUUAGUUAGAAAAGUAAAGCAUGGGUGACUGGAGCUUUCUGGGGCGGCUGUUGGAGAAUGCUCAGGAACACUCCACUGUGAUCGGAAAGGUUUGGUUGACGGUUCUCUUCAUCUUUCGCAUCCUGGUGCUGGGGGCAGCGGCGGAGGAGGUGUGGGGGGACGAACAGUCGGACUUUACCUGUAACACGCAGCAGCCCGGCUGUGAGAACGUGUGUUAUGACGAGGCCUUCCCCAUCUCACACAUCCGCUUCUGGGUGCUGCAGAUCAUCUUCGUGUCCACGCCCACACUCAUUUACCUGGGCCACGUGCUGCACAUCGUGCGCAUGGAGGAGAAAAGGAGAGAGAGGGAGGAGGAGCUCCGAAAGUCAGGACGACACCUGGAGGACCACGACCCCCUUUACCACAACGGAGUGGGGGACGGAGGGGGCAAGAAGGAGAAGCCUCCGAUCAGAGAUGAGCACGGAAAGAUCCGGAUCCGAGGAGCCCUCCUCAGGACCUACAUCUUCAACAUCAUCUUCAAAACUCUGUUUGAGGUGGGCUUCAUCCUGGGACAGUACUUCCUCUACGGCUUCCACCUGAAACCCCUGUACAAGUGCCGGCGCUGGCCUUGUCCCAACACUGUGGACUGUUUCAUCUCCAGGCCGACAGAAAAGACAAUAUUCAUUAUCUUCAUGUUAGUGGUGGCCUGUGUUUCCCUGAUUCUCAACCUGCUGGAGAUCUACCAUCUGGGCUGGAAGAAGGUCAAACAGGGGGUCAGCAACGAGUUCUCCCCCAACUCUGAGUCACUGCUGCUGGGGUCAGACGGCCGAGGGGACGCGGUGACCAUGGAGCAGAGCCCUCCUCCUGUGCUGGACUGUUUGCCCACAUACACCAGUGUGAGUGAGGUGAACAGAGCUCCGGCCGAGGGCGGCAUAUACAGUCCAGGUCAAGUCCCUACGGUGAUCCCCCUGAAUCCCAACACGACAGCGCCCCCUGUCUCUCUGAAGGCAGAGGGCGACAUGAUGCUAGGAGCUAUGUCCAGUCCGCUCUAUGAGAAAGUGAGCAUCGGGAGCCACAGUCACAUAGCUGCGAUGGAGCAGAACUGGAGCAACAUGGCACUGGAGCUCCAGUCUUCAGAUGGUCAAAACUCCCCCCUCUCUGAGCGCCCCCCCGCCCCUUCUCCUCCCAGCUCCAACUCCUCCUCCCCUCGGGAGGAGAUGACCCCUCCGCACCCAGAUGAAGAGCUGCUCUCCUCUUUCCCCACACUGCCCCGUGACACCCCCCUGAACCUCAUCGCCCCCAAAGAGGAAGAGAGCGAGGAGGGCGCUUCAAGCAGCUCCCCCCACGACGACUGCACCGUAGUGACCAGAGCAGAGCUGCACCCGCCUCCGCCGGCCCUCACGGACACCAGGUCCAACGGAGCCAGCAAACCCAGUAUCCGCGCUCGCCCCGAUGACCUGGCAGUGUAGCUAAACACACGACACACACAGUUUUACAAACAGGCCACAGAUUCAGCUCGUUCACAUAAAGGUGCAGUGUGUAGAGUUUAAGACGCUCGAUGAGCUGAAUGUAGCGUUCAUUUUGUUUUUAAUAGCAUUUAAUCUCACCAAGCUACAUUAUGAUUGCUGUGCUGGCAUUCUGGUAACACCGAGUUCAUCGAGGAGAACGAUGGACUCGUCCUUGUUUUAGGCACAUAAACACUGAUCCAUGUUGUUACUGAAACUGGCCUUUUGUUCCAGCUGACUGACAGUUGGUUUACUGCAUAGUUUAGCUACAUUAGCUAUUGUUACGUGGCCACACUUGAAUGUAAAGUCCGAGGGUGAACCAAAGUGAUCAAACGUGAUGUGGUGGUGAUGGUUUCCAUCGCUCCCCUCGCAGUAGAAAUAAGAAUCAGACAGAAGCCUGUUCUGUUCUGCUUGAGCUUCUAAAAUGUGGGAAAUGCUUAGCUGCUACACAGUGCACCUUUAACAAUGAUACUUUUAAAAUGCAACACCAGGAUUAUUCUCAUUGGCUUUAUGUUUGUAUAAACUAGAUCUCCAACGGCUUCUAUUAGUUUGACUGUCUACUAACCUGCUCUUACUUCUCUAAGAGAAGCCAAGAGAACCAUGAAAUGGAGAAUGCAUACAUAAUGUUGCCUUCACGAUAGGGACACGAGUAAAGGGCAGACUGGAUGGUGGGAGUGAUGGACGAUGUAGGAGGCAGAUACGUUCUUUUAUUCAUUUUUUGUUUCUUUUGUUUUUGCUGGAGGACAGGCGGAGAUAGGCUUGCACUUUUGUUCUUUUUCUUUUUCUGUGAGCUGUUGAAGUGCGUCAGUUUGUGUCUCUGUGUCUUAUUUUCAGCCUGUAGUUUCAAUGACGAGGGGGAUGCAGCAGUAGUUCACUUGUAGAAGUAGAUAGGAGACUUGUCCCACCCUGAGGCCUGGUCCGUAGGCUCCGCAGGCUGUGUGCACAUACAUUGUUUUUAUUGUUUUUAGAAUAUACUUUAGUUCAUCAGGGGCAACUAUAUAAAGUCUAUAAAUAUGUAAAUAAAGUAGCAUUUAUGGGCUGGCAGGAUGUGUACAUGGCACCUUCUGUUUUGAAAGUUGUUUCUAAUCCACCUGCAAAGAUUUGGAGCUUAUUCUGACAAAGGCACCACACGUCACUUUAAAUGAAAGAUAUUUGCAGCUUGGUCAGAGCAUUUAUCCGAUCUCUUCUGGAGCUUGUGUUUGCAGUGUGUUCCUGGACUGUUAACCCUCGCUGUUCUGUACAUUAUUAAGUCUUUUUUAGACUAGCCGUAGAGUUUAGAUUCAUUUGGGAAAACAGCACAGCAUAAUGUGAAUGAGUAUUUUAGGUCCUACACAGUAAUGUUUUAUUUCCCCUUUUAUUCCUGCCAAAAGUGAAAAGGCUUUUGUAGGUUCUUUGCCUCAUAACAAAUUCCCUGCAGCUCUUAUUGGAAAAGGCCAAGUGUUGAGGAGCGAACAGGAACAGAGACAACAAGGGAGAGUGCUUUGGGGUGAAAUUACUUGUACAUCUUUAUGUUUCUUGCUAGGCUUACAUUAGUUUACAUUAGUUUUGUAUUGCUACUUGAAAUAAAUAGUAUUCAAUCCUUUGAUAUUGGUUGAAGAAGAAACUUUAAAGUUUUACAUUUAAGAAAGAAAAGUGAAUAUUUUUUUAAAUUGAAAUACUUUUUACACAAGAUCUAGUUCUAAGCUUUUAUCUGGCUGAUAAGAGCACAUCACAUCAGACUGUAUGUAGUCUUUAAAUGUUGAAUAGUGGCCCAUGUAAAUCACUCAGUAACUGUACAUGGGGCUGGGAUGGUACCUAGUACCAACUUUCUACCAUAGAUCUUACAUUGACCAUUUGCAGUGCAAAACAGUUAACCAUUCAUCGUGGUUUUUAAACCAAAAAUAUGCUAAAAAAUGUUUGAUUAACCAAACUCUACCGUAUAUACGCUGCUUGCUCAUUUGUCAGAUGUUUACAGACUGAAAGAUGUCAUUGAUUCAACCAAAGAUACUUGCAAACCAAAUGCCAAUGAGAUUGAAGAAACAAAGAGCACUUUCUAAGGAACACACUCGAGCAAUAAUGUUGAAGGCCACACCGAUGCAAACUGCCUGUCAAACUCUGAGAGGAGGCAAACACCCAGGAGACGCUGUCGGACUGUCACUGAUUGUAACAUGAGGCAUAUUCAUUUAUAUUGCGGAAAUGUGUUUCAUAACCUUGUUGUUCCGCACUGUUCAUAGUAUAUUUGAUAUGUAGAUUAAGAUUUGCACAGGUAGAGAGUUAGACCACUUAAAUGAUGCUAUAGAAAUAA
Molecule: messenger RNA, 3828 nt
Organism: Periophthalmus magnuspinnatus
Lineage: Eukaryota; Metazoa; Chordata; Actinopteri; Gobiiformes; Gobiidae
Product: gap junction alpha-3 protein-like
Exons: 4
Coding region: 81-1508 (475 amino acids)
Biological process (GO): cell communication
Cellular component (GO): connexin complex
Source: RefSeq, a predicted model, not a curated record